GCGUAGAAAUGAAGAAGAAAAAUCUAUAUCGAAUUCGAAGCCAUUCAAGAAGCGAAAAAACCAGGAAAUUCUCUCUCUCUGUCUCUCUCUCUGCAUUACUACCUAUUCAAAUUGCAGUCGUAUGCUCUUACAUUUCUAUUGUUCUUUCGUCCUCGUCUCUAAUCUGGAUUUUCACUAAUUUCUAAGCUUGCUUCUCUCUCUCAAUAAUAGAUUCUUUGCCCUUUUUAAUACCUAGUAUUCUAUCUGGUUUUUUUGUCUGAAUUUUCAGUUUUUCUCCAUUUUUUAUUUGAUUUCCCGUCUGUUUUCUCUCUCUCACAACCUCUUUUCAUCGGGUAUCUUUCCUUCUCUGUUUUUCUAUCGUUUUAGCCCUUUUAUCUUCUGUUUUUUUUUUUUUCUUGUUCUUGGUCUGUUUUGUUCUCUUUUACUGCUUUUCUUUGCAUUUGAUUUUAUAUGGGUUUUGCUUGAUUUUCCUGCUUUUUUUUUUUGCCAUUUUUAUUUUAUUUUCCAUCUGGUUUGUCUUUCUCACUAUCUUUUUCCAUCUAGAUAUCUUAUUUUUUCUGUUUUCCAAGCUUUUUACCUCAUGUUUCAUCUGGGUUUUUCUUAAUUUUCAUUUUCUUUGCCAUUUUAGGUCAUUUUCCACCUGGAUUUUACUUCUUAACCUGAUUUUCUCUGUUUCUCAUCUGGAUUUUCUUUAUUUCCCCGUUUUGACUGUUGUUGGUUUCCCAUUUUUCGCCUUUCUUAUUCUCCAUCUGGUUUUUUCUUCUUUCCCUGUUUUUCCUCUUUUUUCUGUUUUCCUUCAGUGUUCUCUUUUAAUUCCUCCCCUUUUCGUCUUCUUGCUGUGUUUUUACUUGAUUAUUCAUUCAAUUCAUCCCCACCCAAAUGGUGAAUUCGAUUGAAUUUCGAGAAACUCUAUGGAUUUUGAGGAUGGUUUGAAUCAGCGGCACACCCAGACACUAAAAUCACUCAGAUUUUGAAAAUCGUUACCGUAUUUUGAAGAAUGAAGUGUUUGUUCCCCUUUAAGGAUAAAGCUUCAAAAUCAGCUCCAGCGGCAGCAGAGCGAAGGAAAUCGAAUGAUCCACGUGCUCAAAGGGUGACAAAAUCUGCAAGUUCGAUCACCAACGCCUCAUCCUCACGUCGCAGUAUCCCAGCUUUGUACGAGGAGAAGGCGCACAACUUGCGUGUUUUUUCAUUCAGUGAGCUCACAAAUGCCACUAAUGAUUUCCACCGGUCACUAAAGAUUGGAGAAGGUGGAUUUGGGAGCGUCUAUAAGGGCUUCGUCAAGCCUCCUGAUGGUGAUGGCGAACGCAUUGCAGUGGCCAUUAAAAAGCUCAACAAGGAGAGUUUGCAGGGCCAUAAACAAUGGGUGGCAGAAGUUCAAUUUCUUGCCGUAGUAGAGCACCCUAAUCUUGUAAAACUCAUCGGAUAUUGUGCUGCGGAUGGUGAAAGAGGGAUCCAGAGGCUCUUGGUCUAUGAGUUUAUGCCUAACAAGACCUUAGAAGAUCAUUUAUUCAGUCCGGCAUUGCCUGUUCUUCCAUGGAAGAGAAGACUCGAGAUCGUCUUGGGUGCAGCUCAAGGAUUGGCGUAUCUGCACGGAGGAUUGGAAGUUCAGGUAAUAUAUCGAGAUUUCAAGGCAUCUAACGUUCUGUUAGAUGAGGAGUUUAAGCCCAAGCUGUCGGACUUUGGACUAGCUAGGGAGGGACCAUCUGAGGGGCACACUCAUGUGUCCACAGCGGUUGUGGGCACUUAUGGGUAUGCGGCCCCAGACUACGUUGAGACAGGCCAUCUCACAAUCAAGAGCGAUGUGUGGAGUUUUGGAGUGGUGCUAUAUGAGAUCCUGACAGGUAGGAGAUCGUUGGAAAGAAAUCGCCCGAGAAUGGAACAGAAGUUACUGGAAUGGGUGAAAGAAUUUCCCGUGGACAAUAACAAGUUCGUCAUGAUCAUGGACCCAAGGCUCAGGAAUCACUACUCCCUCGGCGCUGCACGCAUGAUCGCCAAGUUGGCGGACAGGUGCCUGUCCAAGCAAUCCAAGGACCGUCCAAUGAUGGCCGAGGUGGUGGCCACCUUGAAGCAAGCGAUCCAAGCUUCAAAAACCAUAGGCCCACCGGAGACGGAUGCCGCACCUUCUUCCAUGGCCCGCUUAGGCAAUGAUAAGAGGGGUGAUCGUGCCAACCAACCUGAGCAAUCGAGACGGCCGAUAGCAGCACGCGAACGUCGUUGGUAGGCCAAGAUUUAUGAUCAUGCAGAGGGCCAAGGAGUGGUAGAUUUUUGCUUACAUGUGCUUUCUUUUGUUUAUUUUGGACAGAUUGGUUGGUUGAGAAAAUGAGAUGGGCUCUCUUCAGCUAAGAAUAUGUGAAUUUCGGCAUUCUUUGGACUGGUGUGCAUAUGCUAAAGAGACAAUUCCAUGCCACUUUGGUGGGUCACUUCCAUCAUUGAUGGGCCCACUUCAAAAGACGCAGAUUCAUCAAGACCGUUCAAUACAUUGAGCUUCCACAGAGCUCACAUGAAAUCUCUUCUGUUGUAAUGUUAAGUGUGGAAAGGGCUGUAAAGAGCAGUUUUCGAAAUAUCAAAUUUCAGUACCUUAUACUCGUUGGCUA
Molecule: messenger RNA, 2594 nt
Organism: Magnolia sinica
Lineage: Eukaryota; Viridiplantae; Streptophyta; Magnoliopsida; Magnoliales; Magnoliaceae
Product: probable serine/threonine-protein kinase PBL19
Exons: 4
Coding region: 998-2221 (407 amino acids)
Biological process (GO): protein phosphorylation
Molecular function (GO): protein kinase activity; ATP binding
Source: RefSeq, a predicted model, not a curated record